AUGUCAAGUUAUUGUUUUGAGCAAGACAUCAAAGAUUUUACUUCUCCAAGAUUCAUUUUAGAUGGUGCAACUCCUUAAGUAGAUCCUAAAGUUGGUUCAAAUUCAGAUGUUUAAUUUUAAUCAGAAAUCAGUAAUAUGGAAAGUAUGAGAUCAUUAAAAUAAGAGACUAUGAUUAAUAAAAAUAAAUUAGUGAAAAACAAUUCAUAACUUUUUUAAAUUAAGUUUGAUGUAUUCCUAUUAAUAAAAUUAGUAAUCAGUUAAUAAGAAAUUUCAAAACACUCGUAGUCAAUUUAGAAAUGAGAAUAAUUAAAAUGAUGGAGGAUAAUUAAAGUAAGUAUUUGGCAAAUAAAUGCUCUUAAGAUUUAAAGAAAGGUUGUUAUCAAAUGCUCAUAUAUUAACAAAAUAAAUGAUGGAAGAAAAAAAAAAUUUACUUAAUAAUUUAUUUUUUGAUGAUUCAUUAUUAGAGGAUAAAAGAACUAAAAAAAAUUAAACUUUAAGUAAAUUAGAAUAAUUGUUAUUGUUUCCAGUAUUUUUACCUUAAGAUAGAUUUGUUAAAAUAUGGAGUUUAUUUAGUAUUUUGUGUAGUUUUUUUAUGUUAUGGCUAUCUCCUUUUAUUGCUUCAUUUUAAUUAUAAAAAAGUUAAGAAAUAUAAAGAAUUAUAGAAAUAGUGUUUAUAUAUUUAUUUAUUGAUGGUUUAAUUGCAAAUAACAAAGCGAUUUUAGUGCAAGGAGAAGUAUAACAUUGAAAUUAAAUAAAUUAGCUGAUUGUGGGGAGAAAAAGAAUCAUUUAAAAUUAUCUUAGAUUUUAAAUGGUUAAUGAUCUUGUUAAUUUCAUAAUCUGGUUAAUAAUGUAUUAGGGUGUAGAUCAUUUUUAGAUAGCAUAAUGUUUAUCAGUAAUUUAAAUAAUUAUAACAAUAUUUACAGUUUAUACAAAGAUUAAUAAUUUUGUUGAUUGUCUUUAUUUAAGUAGUCGUUUAAGUGAAAUUUUAGAUCUAAUAUUUUUAAUAAUCUCUUUAUAUUAUUUUAUACAUAUAAUUGGAUGUUUAUGGCAUUAUUUAGCUAUUGUAAGUGAAGAUUUAAAUUUAUUAUCAUGGUUAAGUAAAUAUUCUUUAUAAGAUGAAUCUCAUUGGAUUAAAUAUGAUUAUGCAAUAUAUUGGGCAACAAUGACAAUGGUAACAGUAGGAUAUGGAGAUAUAACAGCAGCAAAUCCAAUAGAAAUAGUAUUUUCUAAUUUUACAAUGUUUAUCAGUAGUUUUGUGUUUGCCUAUUCUGUUAAUUCUAUUGGAAUGAUCAUUAAAAACUUUUAUGAUCAUAAAAAUUAAUAUAAGUAAAUAUUAUCUAUUUACAAUUUAAUAGAAGAUAAUUAAUACUUAUCAAUACAUUUAUGAAGAAUAAUUUAGUUGAUGAUUCUAUAUAGAAUAGAGUUAGAAAUUAUUUAAAAAAUUAAGUAGAUUAAGAAAGUAAAAGUAAUCAAGUUGAAGUAAUAAAUUAUUUUAUAUUUAAAGGCUCAUUAAAUAUUAGACAAUUUACCUACAGGAUUGAAAAACGAGGUUAAUUUCAAUAUAUAAGCAAGAAUCAUAAAGAAUAUGAAGAUUUUAUACGAUAAUUUUUCAAAAACAACAAUAAAUUAAAUAACAUCAUAAAUUGAAUAAAUUAAUUAUAUUCCAAAUGAUGUGAUUUAUAAUCCAGAAGAGAGACAUAAAGAUUUUCAUAUGUAAAUAUAAUUUAUUUAUUAAUUAGUUUUUAUAUAGAUUCAGGUUAAGUAAAAUUAGUAGAAAUAAGAACUCAAAAAAUUGUAUAGACUUUUAAUUAAGGAUAGAGUUUUGGAGAAUAUUAAUUUAUAAGUGGAUUUGAUUCUAAAUUUAUGAUAAUAAGCUCUUAAUUUACUUAACUAUAUAAAAUAUCUAGAUUAGACUUUGUAAAAGUACUUCAGAAUAAUUAAAAAGAUAAAGAACUAUUUUAAUAAAUGAAAGAUCAACUUAUAUAUUUAUCUGAUUAUAGUUUGAUAGGUAAUAAAUGUAAUUUAUGCAAUAAUGAUGAUCACAUGAAUAGUGAUUGUUUCUUAAUUUCUUAUAAACCUAACUUAGAAGCUUUAAUAAAAAGAGAGGGAUUCACUAUAUAAUAAAGAAAACUUAUCAGAAGAAAUGAUAGAUAGAAAUUAAAAGUUCUAAAUUAAAUAAAUGUAAUUAAUUAUUAUAAUUAUUUAGGGUAUUAUAAAUACUAUUGUUUAAUUUUAAUAAGAAGAAUUGGUGGUUUCUAAUUAAAAUGAAACUUAAACUAUAAUUAGUGGAACUAAAAAAUAUACUACUAGAAGAUAGAGUGAUUUUAAAACUGAAACUCCUGAAAUGUAAUCAUUAAGUGAAUAAUCACCUGAUAUUAAAUAAGAUAGAAUCUAAGACACAAAUGUUUUGUCAAAAUUAAAUUAGAGAAGACAAUCAAAAAAUUUAACAGGAAAAUUUGCCACAACUUAAUAAUCAAAUUAACAUAUAGAAAAUAAAGAUAAAAGAAGAAUGUCUAUUGCUUUUUAUAAAGAAUCAAGCAAUACAAAUACAGAUAAUGUUAGUGCAUAACUUAUAUAGUAAAAAUCUUCAAAAUAAGGAUUAUCAUCUAAUGCUAUUAUUGAAAUUGAGGAUAAUAAUAAACAUUCAAAUAAAACUUUUAAUUUAGAUAUUGAUAAAUUAUUUUAAUUUUAAAAUUACAUGCCACAAAGUAAUGUUUAAAGUGUAAUAUUAAAUUUGAAUAAAUAAAAAUCUAAGAUUUCUUCAAUCUAUAUAAGCAAUUUGAAAAAAGCAUUUAAAUAUACUUUUUAUUAUAAAGUAGCUAAAUUAGCUUGUGGAAUGAGAUUAAUUCUUGCUUCAGCUUCCAGAAGAGUACUUAAACCAUCAGGUAUCAAGAAAAACUAAUUUUAAUUAUGA
Paramecium sonneborni is the source of this 2914-nucleotide messenger RNA. Lineage: Eukaryota; Ciliophora; Oligohymenophorea; Peniculida; Parameciidae. The record is from the annotation of a GenBank genome assembly.